This is a messenger RNA of Plasmodium inui San Antonio 1, 462 nucleotides long. RefSeq lists its product as hypothetical. The record is from RefSeq and is a predicted model, not a curated record. NCBI's taxonomy places the organism in Eukaryota, Apicomplexa, Aconoidasida, Haemosporida, Plasmodiidae. The transcript has a single exon. The coding region runs from base 1 to 462 and encodes 153 amino acids.
AUGGGGUUACACUUAUUUCCCAAGAAGAUGAUGCACUUGAUAAAUUUAAUCGUGUCGGUAAUCUGCCCUGCAGUCAAAACGUACAACUUGUUACUAAAUAAGAAGGAUAAGCCAAAUGACGAGUUCGUCCAGUACAUCCAUUUCCUCACCUACUGGAUUAUGUACUCUCUGUACUCGUACCUGGAAGCCCUUUUGUUAAUUCACCUAAUGAAUUAUAUACCAUUUUACUCAGAAAUCAAAUUGGCCUUUUUUUUUUGGUUAUAUAGUGACACCUUCCAGGGCGCUGGAUAUAUUUAUUUUAAAUGGAUCGAGAAGCAUUAUGCUCUUGUGGAUAAAAAAUUGUGUGACCUACUGCAGGACAAGAUCCCCAAAAAUGUGGCCGCUAUGUUUUACUUCGAAAAAUCCAACAAAAAAAUACACAACAAAAUUAAGAGCAUUGUGUCCAAGAAGGAUUUGUACUGA